Effrenium voratum is the source of this 2566-nucleotide messenger RNA. The record is from the annotation of a GenBank genome assembly. Lineage: Eukaryota; Dinophyceae; Suessiales; Symbiodiniaceae.
UUGGCUCAAGACCCGGCGCAACGUUGGUGUCCAUUUCUCGCAAGCGAGGACACUCAGCUGGGUUGCGUCAUGAGCUUCUCGCGAGGCCUUUUUCUGGGCCUCCUGGCGCUGGGUGCGGCGGAUGAUCGCAGGCUCCAAGCCUACGGGGGAUGCCCGCGCUGGGAGAGCACGACCUUCUCGGAUGAGAUGUCGCCCUUUGGGUGGCCGCUGACGCCCAAUGACUGGAGCUUUGCAGAGGAAGGCAACUGGCCAGACAAGUAUUUGGCCUGCGGCGGCAUGCGGCAAUCGCCCAUCUCCAUCCCUCUCCAUGACACAGCCUGCGGCAUUGACAGGGUGGGCGAGCCCGACGGCGCCUUGAAGGACGCGGCCUUCUACACCGUGGUCUCCGGCGCUGACGUCAAAGUGAGCCACUACAUGCGCACCAUCCACGUGGAUGGGGCCUUUGGGAUUCUGAAGCUGAAGGGCGAGUCAGGCGAGGAGGUGGAGUACGAGGCGAUCUCUGCGCACAUCACCGCGCCGAGCAUGCACAAGAUGGACGACAAGCAUUACGCUGCGGAGCUUCUGGUGCUGCACAAGCCCAAAGGGGCCAUUGACAUGGUCAACGAAGGAGUCAUCGUGAGUGUCCUGUUUGAUGACACGAACGGCUCCGAGAGCCACCUCUUCGCCCACUUCGGCUUCCCCGCUGAUGGCACGCCCAGCCCUGGGAAGAAGUGGCCGCAGCCGCACUACAUCGACCUCGCCGAGGCUCUGUCCGAGGCGCUGGAGGGGUCUUCGUACCAGUACGAUGGCAGCGUGCCAGUGCCGCCGUGCCACGAGACCAUCAAGUACUUUGUCCUGGGCCAGGUGCAGCCGAUCCUCACAACGCAGGCCAAGGCGGUGGAGGAGGUGCUGGGCUGCUGGGGAGGCGGCAUGCUGAAGCGCACGGUGGUGGGAGGACAUGGAGGCAAUUGCCGGUCGGUGAAGAAGGACGACCUAGUCAUCGGCGGGCCCCAUCACGGGCCCACCUGUGAGGCUGCAGUGGCGAGCCACACUAGCUACCGCCUGGCUGCGUGCUGGGACUACGGCAUGUCAGAGGCAGAGCGCGCAAGCUGCGUCCAGUCCCCCAUCGACAUCAUGCCUUCCAUGGCCUCCACCGCAGAGAGCACCAAGCCUCAGUUCAACCUGCGCCCCAUCAAGAGCGCCCGCUUGAAGCCUGGGAACUACUCGCUGGAGGCGUACCCACUGGAGAUUGGCGCACCUGCGCCGCUGCCAAACUUUGGGACCAUCAUGAUCCUGGGGAAGAAGUACAUGGUGCGGAAGAUUUCGGUGAAGCCCAUCUCCAGCCACACCUACGGGGACGAGCGCUACGUGGGGGAGGUCCAGAUCGAAGCCCUGGUCUUUGGGGAUGAGAUUUCCACGGCGGCGCAAGGAAAAGGAGGCACAGCAGCUGGCCAUGCCGAUGACCACAGCGACGCUGGACACAGUGCGAGCCAUCGACGCCUGCAGCAUGAGGAGGGUCCUGGUCACACCACUGCGCACGCCCAUGACGAUGGGGAUCAGACGCACCGGGUGGUGGUGCUGGUGCCCAUCAAGCUGGGGGUGGAGAGCUCCUUGCUGCGGGAGCUGGGCUUGCCGUUCCAGGCCUACCGGGAGGCCAUCAAGGACCAGCAUGAGUAUCGCAUCGAGCAGACCAUUGACUUGCAGGCUGGCAUCAUGCCCUCCUUGGAGGGGGACUGGCUCUUCUACUCCGGCGGCCUCGUCCAGCCUGGGUGCCCCAAGUGGGGCGUGAGGUGGAUCGCCUUCACCACCCCCAUCACCGCCAGCCUGCUGCAGAUGAACUACCUGGCGCUGGCGGUCUCGGGCACGGACUCGACCAGGAUGCACCCUGUGGAGAUGUCGCCUCAGGACUACUCGACCAAGGUGUUCCUGAAUGGUUUGCCUUCCUGGUCCUUGAGCUGGCACAGCUGGCCCUGCGGAAAUGAACCCUGGAACUAUGACGAUGUCCAUUGCUGGGCGGAGCAGUACCCAGUCUGUGGCACAGGGAAGAAGCAGUCACCCAUCAACAUCCUGCCGAGCGAUGUCCAGAUGGAAGGAAGCUCCUCGUUUCUGCACCGGGUGGACUGGAAGCCGGUGAAGGAGCUCCGCAUCGCCAACAACGGCCACUCCCUGCAGGUCACCAGCGAUAUGCUGGGCUACAUCCAGCUGAUCGGCGAGGAUGGGUUCCCGGAGUUCUAUGACGUGGGGCAGUUCCAUUUGCACAUGCCCUCCGAGCACAUGAUCAACGGCCGCCAGUUCGCUGCGGAGCUGCACAUCGUGCACACCCGGCAGCGCUACGUGGGCACCUCGCCUGAGUCCCAUGAUGCCUUUCCCUUGGUGGUCUUGGGCUUCAUGUUUGACAUCGGCGAGCACGAGAACCUCUUCCUCAAGCAAUUCUUCUUGGGCGAAGAGAUCAUACCGAAUGGCACGUACAAGACCGCGAGGAAGCCCAUCGACCUCAUGCGAUCCCUGGGCCCCGCCCUGGAUGGCAACUUCUACCGAUAUGAUGGCAGCUUCACUACCCCGGAUUGCCACGAGGACCUCAAGUGGU